Molecule: messenger RNA, 3548 nt
Organism: Anolis carolinensis (green anole)
Lineage: Eukaryota; Metazoa; Chordata; Lepidosauria; Squamata; Anolidae
Product: zinc finger protein 135-like
Exons: 2
Coding region: 2076-3362 (428 amino acids)
Biological process (GO): regulation of transcription by RNA polymerase II
Cellular component (GO): nucleus
Molecular function (GO): DNA-binding transcription factor activity, RNA polymerase II-specific; RNA polymerase II transcription regulatory region sequence-specific DNA binding
Source: RefSeq, a predicted model, not a curated record
GGCCUUCGACAAAGUCCCCCACGACCUUCUGGCAAACAAACUAGUAAAAUGUGGGCUAGACAAAACUACGGUUAGGUGGAUCUGUAAUUGGCUAAGCGAACGAACCCAAAGGGUGCUCACCAAUGCGUCGUCUUCAUCAUGGAAAGAAGUGACAAGUGGAGUGCCGCAGGGCUCCGUCCUGGGCCCGGUUCUGUUCAACAUCUUUAUUAACGACUUAGACGAAGGGUUAGAAGGCACGAUCAUCAAGUUUGCAGAUGACACCAAACUCGGAGGGAUAGCUAACACUCCAGAAGACAGGAGCAGAAUUCAAAACGAUCUUGACAGACUAGAGAGAUGGGCCAAAACUAACAAAAUGAAGUUCAACAGGGACAAAUGCAAAAUACUUCACUUCGGCAGAAAAAAUGGAAAUCAAAGAUACAGAAUGGGGGACGCCUGGCUUGACAGCAGUGUGUGCGAAAAAGACCUUGGAGUCCUCGUGGACAACAAGUUAAACAUGAGCCUACAAUGUGAUGCGGCAGCUAAAAAAGCCAAUGGGAUUUUGGCCUGCAUCAAUAGGGGAAUAACGUCUAGAUCCAGGGAAGUCGUGCUCCCCCUCUAUUCUGCCUUGGUCAGACCACACCUGGAAUACUGUGUCCAAUUUUGGGCACCGCAGAUGAAGGGAGAUGCUGACAAGCUGGAAAGCGUCCAGAGGAGGGCAACUAAAAUGAUUAAGGGUCUGGAGAACAAGCCCUAUGAGGAGAGGCUUAAAGAGCUGGGCAUGUUUAGCCUGCAGAAGAGAAGGCUGAGAGGAGACAUGAUAGCCAUGUACAAAUAUGUGAAGGGAAGUCAUAGGGAGGAGGGAGCAAGCUUAUUUUCUGCUGCCCUGCAGACUAGGACACGGAACAAUGGCUUCAAACUACAGGAAAGGAGAUUCCACCUGAACAUCAGGAAGAACUUCCUCACUGUGAGGGCUGUUCGGCAGUGGAACUCUCUCCCCCGGAAUGUGGUGGAGGCACCUUCUUUGGAAGCUUUUAAGCAGAGGCUGGAUGGCCAUCUGUCGGGGGUGCUUUGAAUGCGAUUUCCUGCUUCUUAGCGGGGGGUUGGACUAGAUGGCCCUUGAGGUCUCUUCCAACUCUACUAUUCUAUGAUUCUAUGAUUCUAUGGUUUAGUUAUGUUGGUUUGUGAUGACAAGUACUGUACAGUAUGGAAUAAAUGUUCAUUUUUUUGUUCAACAAUAAAUGUGGAUUCUUCUUCGUGGAAAAAUAAGACAUCCCCUGAAAAUAAGACCUAGCACAUCUUUGGGAGUAAAAAAUAAUGUAAGACACUGUCUUAUUUUCGGGGAAACACGGUAGUGGUAAGUUUUGGCAUCCAGGGAUAUCUCUAAUUAGGUGCCAAUGUUUUCUAAUAAUUUUGUGGAUUUUUGGAGAGAAUUGUGUUAAAGUUAAUGGCCAAAUGAUGCGAUCAUUGUUUUGUUUUGUCUGUUCCUUUAGUAAGUUACUCCUGUCUAUAGAUUCUGCCUUCCUAAUAGCUGGUUUUAUGAUUCUUAUAGGAUAACCUCUCUCCUUAAACUGUUUCUUAAAGAUAGACACUUCUGUAGCAAGAUCCUCAGGGGAACUAGUGUUACGUUUCAAUCUUAUUAAUUGUGCAAAAGGACGUGAGAGUUCUCUGGAGCCACCCCUGCCGUGAUGGGAAACGAACCAGCUUCUAGUAGAUAUCAAGGCAUUUGGAAACCAAAGUGCAGAAAGGAAACCAGUCCUCUAGGAAAAAGGAUUCCUCUCAAGGGGCUGAUCCUGCAGAAUUCCUACAUUCACUUUGGAUUCUAGAGUAGAACCAUAGAAGAGACUGCAUGAGGCCCCUAGUCCAGGCUCCUGUCAUGCAGGAAAAGUACCCCUGACAGAUGAGCAUCUAGCCUCUGUUUAAAAGAUCCCAAAGGAGCCUCCACUACAUUUUGAGGCAGAGAGUCCCACUGCUGAAAAGCUCUUACAGUCAGGAAGUUCUUAAUGUUCAGAAGGAGUCUCCUUUCCUAUAAUUUGAACCCACUGUUGUGAGUAAUCAGAAAGGGAAAAACAAGAAUCAAGUGUCAAUAUUGCAAUUAAAUGUACAUAACUUUUGACAUGGAGGAGAAAGCAUAUAAAUGUAUUGAAUGUGGAAAGAGCUUUGGUCAGCAUGGAAACCUGAAGACACAUCAAAGGACUCACACUGGGGAGAAACCCUAUAACUGCCUGGAGUGUGGACAGAGCUUCACUCAGAAGGGACACUUACAUUCACAUCAAAGGACUCACACUGGGGAGAAACCCUAUAACUGCCUGGAGUGUGGAAAAAGCUUUGCUCAUAAUUCAACCCUCCAUGCACAUCAAAGGACUCACACUGGAGAGAAACCCUAUAUAUGUCUGGAGUGUGGACAGAGCUUCACUCAUAGUUCAAGUCUACAUUCACAUCAAAGGACUCACACUGGGGAGAAACCCUAUAACUGCCUGGAGUGUGGACAGAGCUUUGCUCGUAGUUCAGGACUACGUUCACAUCAAAGGACUCACACUGGGGGGAAACCCUAUAACUGCCUGGAGUGUGAACAGAGCUUUGCUUGUAGUUCAGCACUACGUAGACAUCAAAGGACUCACACUGGGGAGAAACCCUAUAACUGCCUGGAGUGUGGACAAAGCUUCACUCAAAGUUCAAACCUGCGUAGACAUCAAAGGACUCACACUGGGGAGAAACCCUAUAACUGCCUGGAGUGUGGACAGAGCUUCACUCAAAGUUCAGACCUACGUAGACAUCAAAGGACUCACACUGGAGAGAAACCCUAUAACUGCCUGGAGUGUGGACAGAGCUUCACUCAUAGUUCAGACCUACGUAGACAUCAAAGGACUCACACUGGGGAGAAACCCUAUACAUGCCGGGAGUGUGGACAGAGCUUCGCUGAUAGUUCAACUCUACGUAAACAUCAAAGGACUCACACUGGGGAGAAACCCUAUAAAUGCCUGGAGUGUGGACAGAGCUUUGCUCGUAGUUCAAGUCUACGUUCACAUCAAAGGACUCACACUGUGGAGAAACCCUAUAAAUGCCUGGAAUGUGGACAGACCUUCGCUCAGAUUGCAACUUUACAUCCACAUCAAAGAACUCACACUGGGGAGAAACCCUAUAAAUGCCUGGAGUGUGGACAGAGCUGCACUCACAGUUCAGACUUACGUUCACAUCAAAGGACUCACACUGGGGAGAAACCCUAUAAAUGCCUGGAGUGUGGACAGAGCUUCGCUCAAAGUGGAAACCUAAGUUCACAUCAAAGGACCCACACUGGGGAGAAACCCUAUAAAUGUCUGGAGUGUGGACAGAGCUUCACUCGUAGUUCAGGUCUACGUUCACAUCAUAGGACUCACAUGGGGUGAAACCGUAGAAAUGCAUGGUGUGUGGACAGAGCUUUUCACGGAAUAACAUUAUACAUAGACAUCAUAGAGUUCACCCUGGAGAGAAUGUUGUUAAUUGACACCAGAGUGUCAAAAGCAAGACUUGCAAAUUUUGGAAAUGCAAGCUCAGAGUUGUGACAUUUCAUCACAUUUCAUUCAUUCUGGAAG